This is a messenger RNA of Acanthochromis polyacanthus (spiny chromis), 12344 nucleotides long. It is a transcript of the gene plce1, whose product is annotated as phospholipase C, epsilon 1. Gene Ontology annotation, molecular function: phosphatidylinositol-4,5-bisphosphate phospholipase C activity; guanyl-nucleotide exchange factor activity. Lineage: Eukaryota; Metazoa; Chordata; Actinopteri; Pomacentridae. Gene Ontology annotation, biological process: small GTPase-mediated signal transduction; lipid metabolic process; phosphatidylinositol-mediated signaling. The record is from RefSeq and is a predicted model, not a curated record.
CUCAGUUUACGAGAAGAUAGUUGGCAGGAAUCCUGAACCACCUGGAAAACUUGGAGUGUUACUUUUAUAGAGCCAUAAAGCCAGAUGACAUGGCCUGCGAGUGGAUAAUCAUGCCACGUAAACAAGUCUCGGGUCAGACGGAGCUCUUGCGCACAGGGACACACACGGGCUUGUAAGCUGUGACUGCGACCACGCUAUCAAGGAAAUUCCUCGGUCCUCCAGGGUCACCUCGCUGCAGUGAGACAAAGGACCAAACAGGACGCCACAGGGAGACACGAUGGCCACAGAAGAGACUCAGACACAAGUUGGGCCUGCAGUACUGGCACAGCAUGUUUCACCUGCAUCCACCGGGAGCAGACCCAGCAGAGACGCCAAACAUGCAAAUGACGGCCAGGAAGCGUGGCGAUGCUCUGACCACCUGUGGCAUUCAAAGCAGCGCAGCAGCCCUUCCCUGCUCUUCUACAGGAAGUUGUCAUGUGACAGCGGGAAAGGGACAAUUCUGGACGAAGAGUACGACUGCUUUGAUUACAGCUCAAAAGUUGAAAGCGCCGAAGAGAAACUGUACCCGGAGCUGUCAGCCGGCGUGAACAAUGGAGUAAAUCAGGCAUCCAGGAAAAGUUCAGAGGGAUCUGUGUGCCAGCUGGACACUUCUGGAGACAGCGUGGAUGCAGGCAGGAACAAAACUGGCGGCACCCACUGCUCUUGUACCCCGUCUAGCGUUUACACAAGUCCAGACACGUUUUGUUGCCACAGCCCUAGGUCCAGUCCAAGUCCCAGCUCCAGCCCUGUUCACAGUCCUCACCUCAGCUCCAGCCCUGCUUGCCCCAAGAAGAGACACAUCCGCCGUGGCAGCCUCCCUGUGUCCAUGCUGGCUUUCCACAAGACAUCACCUUUCCUCUCAUCUCAGGGCAGUGCCUCCAGUGAACCAAGCUCUUUGACGUCAUCUCCCUGCAACUCCCCCCUCACCAGCCACCGGCAGCAUCGCAAAAAUGGACACGUCUACCAGCACAACUUCAAAGACGCGUACUCAAGUUUGGAGAGGCUCAACAGGAGGCCUCGAGGUAACAGAAUCUCCCUGGACAAACUGUUCCUUCGGCGGUCGUCCCUUGAAAACCUGACGGCAACCGACGAGAGGUCUUCCCCAGAGUGGACCAGGGAGUGCGGCAGGGGCAGCAGUACCGAUGAGGAGGAUGGAGAGGCGCCCCCGGAUAACACAGAGUUUGUUAGGAACCGUAAAGAGCGUUCCACUGUCCUGGUCAGGCGGUUCUUCAAGAAUAAUCAGAAGAUGACAAAGUCGGUGUGUACUGGGACUAGAGCUAUUGUCAGGACACUGCCGUCAGGACGGAUCUCAGAGGAUGUCUGGAUGGUUGUUGUUGAUCACAGAUUGUGGUUUCCCACCAAGAAGGAUAUAUGGCCAGUCUUAAUGCGGGGUCUGGGUGAAGGGUUCAGAGCCUGCAGAGGGAUGCUACGCUUUGUUGGAGUUAAGCUGCAGCAGGUUAACAACUAUGAUCAGGACAGAGAGGAAGUCGCCCUGAUUCAUCCUGCCAAAAAGCUCCUGUUGUCUUGCCCUGGGUGUAUCUGUCUCAAGGAGUUACAUGGUGUCAGCGCCAGCCCAGCCAGACCUGAUCUGAGCUCCUGCCUUCAUCCCUGGGGUUGUCAUCCUUCUCAUCCACACAGGUUUUAUCGUGCUUGUGGCCAGAGGACAUCGGUGUGUUCCCUGCUGACUGGAGCACUGCUGGAGGCUACAGCCGCUCUAGGUGCCCGUUCUCCUCUACCUUACCCUUUGCCCCAGUGCCCCAACGGCCACGCUGUGCUGAAAGAGCGUCAGCUGGCCAACAGCAUGACCAGCAGCAGCUCUCUUCCUCCCAGUGUCAGUGGGAUCAGUAAGGAGCUGGCAGAGCUGCGCCACCUUGUUCAGUUCCCCGAGGAGAUCGCCUGCAUCCUCACUGAGCAAGAGCAGCAGCUUUACCAGCAGGUCUUCCCCUUGGACUACCUCUGCUUCCUUACUCGUGACUUAGGCAGUCCUGAGUGUCACGUUAAACGUCACCCAAACCUCAAGGGCUCGCUGUCGGCGCCCACCAUGCCUACUCAGAGUGCUCAGAGAAGCAACGCUGUGGAGGACCUGGUGGCCCGGUUCAAUGAGGUGAGUUCGUGGGUGACGUGGCUGAUCCUGACAGCAGGGUCCAUGGAGGAGAAGAGGGAAGUUUUCUCCUAUCUGGUCCACGUCGCUAAAUGCUGUUGGAACAUGGGGAACUACAACGGUGUCAUGGAGUUCCUGGCUGGACUCAGGUCCCGGAAGGUGCUGAAAAUGUGGCAGUUUAUGGACCAGUCAGACAUCGAGACCAUGAGAAGUUUAAAGGAUGCCAUGGCUCAGCAUGAGUCUUCCUCUGAGUACAAGAAGGUUGUGACCAGAGCACUCAAUAUCCCAGGAUGCAAGGUUGUGCCAUUCUGUGGAGUUUUUCUUAAGGAGCUAAGUGAUGCAUUAGAUGGCACAGCAAGCAUCAUCAGCCUUAAACCACCUCCAGAUAACACAGAGGACUCAAUAGAGUUUGUGUCCGACUACAGCGGUCAGCACAAUUUCAUGUCGCGGUCGGGCCCAGACGGACUGCACGUCCCGGACAAAGAAGCCACAGUCAGCAACAUCCUUCAGAUUAUCAGAUCUUGUAAUCGCAGUUUGGAGGCAGAAGAUCCUGAUGAGUCAUCCACCAGCCCUUCUUCUACUGGCCCAUCGCCCACAUCCAGAAACAACUCCUUCAGGGACCGCUGCCGCAAUCAAUUCGUGGUUGGGGACUUGUCCGAUUCGGAGGGUGACCUGUCGCUUGAGCCGAUCGUGAAAGAGGUGGAGUUUCAGGGGACUGAGGAGACACACCGAGCUUUUUGCCACGGCACGGAGCUCAUUCCCUGGUAUGUGUUGUCACUUCAGCCAGAUGUUCACCAGUUUCUGCUGCAGGGCGCUACAGUCAUUCAUUACGACCAGGACAGUCACCUGACAGCUCGCUGUCUGCUGCGACUACAGCCUGACAACACUACACUCACCUGGGGUAAACCUCAAAGUGGAGGAGCGUCCCCUACAGAGCAGCCACCGGGAUUAGGACAGACUGUAGUAGCAGGACUUGCAGAAGGCCUGUUGGACCUAUCAGUGGUGAAGGCAGUGUUUCUGGGUCAUCAGGGAGUCGAUGUCCAUGCUGUGUGUUUGCAAAACAAGCUGUGCCAGAUGACAGUGGAGGAGAAUGGUCUGAGCCUCCUCUAUGGUGUCAGUACCACGGACAACAGACUCCUGCACUUUGUGGCCCCCAAUUACACGGCACAAAUGCUUCACAAGGGCCUGUCAGAGUUGGUGAAUGCAACCAGGAAGUUGAAGAAGUUUCCCGACCAAAGGUUGCAGUGGCUGAGAAAGCAAUACGUCAGCUUAUAUCAGGAGGAUGGCAGGUAUGAAGGCCCAACACUAGCCCAGGCCAUUGAGCUUUUUGGUGGGCGGAGGUGGAACAUGGGUACAGGUGGUGUGGAGAAACCCGGCACCCAGAAAAACAGCCCUCUGGGCAUCAAUGAUAAGUCCAAAAAGAAGAAGAAAGUUCUUGUCAGGGGAGACAGUGGAGAUGCCACUGAUGACGAGAUGGUUUCCAGGAAAACCCGAAGCUGUAAGGAAGGAUUAUAUCGGAACGGACCAGAGUCUGACAGCAUCGACCAAGAAGAUCCAGAAGACAGUUUCCCUGGACCGUUCUCCCUCUCAUCCAGCAAGGGCUCUGGAUUGCUGGCCUCUUCCUCCUCCUCCUCCUCUUCAUCCAGCAUGGUAGGAUCCAACCAGUCACGUCCACAAUCUUCUCCCAUCCUUUCAGGAACUGCAAAGUCACAGCCAGGUGCUUGGAGCAGCAGAUCGUGGCAUGGUCGAGGUAAAGGCUGCUUCAAAGGCUUCCAGAAUCUCAUGAUUUCUGACAGCACAAUGAGCUUCAUCGAAUUUGUCGAGCUUUUCAAGUCAUUCAGUAUCCGAAGCAGGAAAGACCUGAAGGAGCUGUUUGACACCUUUGCUGUCCCCUGCAGUCGCUCAAGUCCAGAAUCGCCUCCUCUUUAUACCAACCUCAGGAUAGAUGACAAAGACACAGGGCUCCAACCAGAUCUUGACUUAUUAACCCGUAACGGUUCAGAUCUUGGCCUGUUUAUCCGGACGAGGCAGCAGAUGUCUGACAACCAAAAGCAGAUUUCAGAUGCCAUUGCAGCCGCCAGCAUUGUGACCAAUGGAACAGGGGUGGAAAACGCAUCAUUAGGUGUCCUGGGAUUAGCUAUUCCUCAGCUGAAUGACUUUUUAGUCAACUGUCAGAGGGAGCACCUGAGCUAUGAUGAGAUUCUCAGCAUUAUACAGAAAUUUGAGCCCUCAUCAACCAUGAAACAAAUGGGUUGGAUGUCAUUUGAAGGGUUCGCAAGAUUUCUCAUGGACAAGGAGAACUUUGCUUCUCGUAACGAGGAAUCCCAGAUGAAUCCAGAGGAGCUGCAGUACCCUCUGUCCUACUACUACAUCGAGUCUUCUCAUAACACCUAUCUUACCGGGCACCAGCUCAAAGGAGAGUCCUCUGUUGAGCUUUACAGUCAAGUGUUGCUACAGGGCUGCAGGAGUGUCGAGUUGGACUGCUGGGAUGGAGAUGAUGGCAUGCCGGUUAUUUACCACGGACACACUCUGACCACUAAGAUACCUUUCAAGGAUGUGGUGGAGGCAAUUAACCGGGCCGCAUUUGUCAAUUCUGACAUGCCCGUCGUCCUGUCCAUAGAGAACCACUGCUCCCUCCCACAGCAACGCAAGAUGGCUGAAAUCUUCAAGACGGUGUUCGGUGAACGUCUUGUGACACGAUUCCUUUUUGAAAGCGACUUCAGCGAUGACCCUCACCUGCCGUCACCGCUGCAGCUGCGUGGGAGGAUCCUGCUCAAGAACAAGAAGCUCAAAGCUCAUCAGGCGCCGGUGGACAUUCUCAAACAGAAGGCUCACCAACUGGCUCACAUGCAGGCCCAGGCAAGCAACGGGUCACCGGGGGUCACUUCACCCAACAACCACACCAACGAGGAAGAGGAAGAAGAAGAAGACGAGUACGACUACGACUAUGAAUCUCUAUCGGAUGCUGAUGGCCUCGCAGCCUCUACUGCCUCGUAUGGCCUUGAAGAUAACAUCCUGGACGACAAGCCAGAGGGGAAGAGCUCAGCAGACAAGGAGGAGCAACCUGUCGAUGAAUUACCCAAGAGGAUGAAGAAGGCCGACAACGCUGUACAGAGCAAAGGAAAGGUGUUUGACAUGGAGCUGGGUGAGGAGUUCUACCUUCCUCAGAACAAGAAAGAGAGUCGACAGAUUGCCCAGGAGCUGUCUGACCUUGUCAUCUACUGCCAGGCUGUGAAAUUCCCUGGCCUGUCCACGCUGUCUCCAGCCGGCUCCGGUCGAGGGAAGGACCGAGGAAAGAGCAGGAAGUCCAUAUUUGGCACAGCUCCUUCUCGCUGCAGCACAACAGGAGAGGUCGUGACUCAAAGCCGAACUCCUGGGAGAGGUGGCUCUGAGCGGCUGAGCUGGGAGGAGCAGCAGACGUCUCCCGUCCUCAACCCCCCCACGUCUCUCAGCGCCAUCAUCCGCACGCCCAAGUGCUACCACAUCUCCUCCGUUAACGAGAACGCUGCCAAACGCCUGUGUCGUCGUUACUCUCAGAAGCUGAUCCAGCACACGGUGUGCCAGCUGCUGAGGACGUAUCCAGCAGCCACCAGGAUUGACUCAACUAACCCCAACCCUCUGCUGUUCUGGCUGCAUGGAAUCCAGCUGGUGGCACUAAAUUAUCAAACUGAUGACCUGCCCAUGCAGUUGAACACAGCGUUGUUUGAGGCCAAUGGUGGCUGCGGCUACGUAUUGAAGCCAGCAGUGCUGUGGGAUCGUAGUUGUCCACUUUAUCAGCAGUUCUGUCCGAUGGAGAGGGAUGUGGAGAAAAUGAGCCCUGCUGUUUAUUCCUUAACGAUUGUUUCUGGUCAGAAUGUUUGUCCCGCUAACAGCGCUGGCAGCCCCUGCAUCGAGGUGGACGUUCUCGGCAUGCCCAUCGACAGCUGCCACUUCCGUACCAAACCCAUCCACCGCAACACCCUCAACCCCAUGUGGAGCGAGCACUUUCAGUUCACUGUGCACUUUGAAGAGAUGUGUUUCCUGAGGUUUGCCGUGGUGGAGAACAACAGCUCCCAGACAACAGCUCAGAGGACUCUGCCUCUAAAAGCCCUCAAAUCAGGUUACAGACACGUCCAGUUGAGGACGCAGCAUAACGAGCCACUUGAAGUGUCCAGUUUAUUUAUCUACAGCCGCAGAAAUGAGGAAGGUCCCACAGGGGGCGCUACACCCUCAUCCAUGCUGUUCGUUUCAGAAGACAAGCAUGCGUCCCAGCAGCACAGGGUGACAGUGCACGGAGCUCCUGGUCCUGAACCCUUCACAGUUUUCAGUGUUACAGAGCAGACCACUGCCAAACAGCUGCUGGACAUGGUUCUGGCAUCAGCAGGAAACCCGUCAGAGUGCUUCUUGUGUGAGGAGAAGGUUCCUCUGUUGAAGGAGCGCAGCGAGGUGAAGCGCUGUGCUCAGUUUCGCUGUCUAGCACCUGAGGAGGAGGUUGUCAGGCUGGUCUGCAGCUGGAGCACCGAGGAGGGAUAUGUGGGGAGAAUCUGCCUCAAAACCAGAGAGGAGAACCUAAAUGAAAAAAACACAGUGCUGGAGGGAGAGGAGGACAUGACUGUGGGAUGCAGAGAAGGAGCAGGAGGAUGCGUGGGAGGAGGAGGAGGAGGAGAAGACGACAUGUUUUUUGUCCAGGUUCACGAGGUUUCACCAGAACAGCCUCACACUGUGAUCAAGGCCCCACGGUACAGCACUGCUCAGGACAUCAUACAGCAGACCCUGUCAAAGGCUAAGUAUUCCUACAGUAUCCUUUCUAAUCCCAACCCCUGUGACUACGUCUUGAUGGAGGAGGUGACCAAGGAUGCCGGCUCUAAGAAAUCUUCCGCCACUAAGCCUGUUCAGCGAAUGCUGCUGGAUCACGAGUGCGUCUACCAGGCUCAGAACCGCUGGCGGGGCGCCGGAAAGUUCAUUCUCAAACUCAAAGAGCAGGUGGUGAUGCGGGAGGACAACAAAAAGAAAGCCAUUUCCUUCACCAGCGAGCUCAAGAAGCUGACCAGUCGCAGUCGCAGCAUGACGACUGGCGGCGGAGUGGACGGUCCUGCCCAGAGUAAGGAUGAUCGAGCUGCAUGCUGUGUGGCUCUGACUGAGCUCCAGGAGUGAGGCUCACACUCUGCCUGCUGCCUGUGCAUGGAAAGGCAACAGAGGGUAUCUGUCUGCAGCCGCAGGUCUGAAGGCUUGGGUGACAGACGGCAGAGUUGGGGCAGGAAGGUUCUUACUGUCCUCCUCCUCCUCCUCCUCCUCGUCAUCCUUCAGGGGGCAGCUCCACCUUCCCACCUCUUCUCUGACCCUACCGACCUGGAAGCUUCACCUCCUCAGGAACUGGAAGAUCCACAAAUGAGAUCCAGAGAAAGAGAGAGACUUGCGCUGACUUACUUCUAAACUCGGAGGAUCCCCCCCCUUUUUUCCAUGAGAGGCGAGAUGUUUCAGUGAGGCUCUGAUGAAUUGUGGAAUUCUGGGAUACGAUUCUCUCGUGAAGCGUCCUGCCUUGUGUUAUUUGAGCAAGUUGAGGACAGGAGUCGAUUCAAGCCCUAUUAUCGGGUUUAGGUGACAGAUGUUCAGCUCCUUUUGCUUGGUUGAAUGAUGAACAGGAGGUUGGAAAUCCCUCCUGGUGGUCAUGUGGGUCGGUAGUUCCAGCUCUUGCAGUUUGGCUCCGUAAGGGUCCAGAGUACCAGGGGCAGCUGUUUUUAUUGAAGUCAUCAUUGACAUAAAAUAGCAUUCUCCUGUUUUUGAUGAGCAGGAGGUAGAAAAUAAACAUUUCCCUGAGUCACAUGCAAAGGAUGUAGAGUUUGCUUUGAUGUGCCAGUAUUUUUAUUGCAAGGAAUUGACACAAAAAACUAGUUUUAAAAGUAGAAUUGGCUGCUAAAUGGCCUUUGGAUUUAUUGAGAAACUGAACCACAAACUAUUUUGAUUGUUUGUUAUCCCCUUUAGGCUUGAAGGACAAUUACAAAUCUGGCUACACAAGUGGUCCAGCACGUUUUGGAUGAUUAUAUGCUGCGUUUUGUUCAAAGUAAACUCAUAAACUACCCCUUUGCAUCCAGUAGAUGGAGGGAGAUCUGCUUGGAAAAAGUAAAAAGGAGGGAAGUAGGAGAGUCUGAAUUCCUCUCUCUCUUUCUGAGGUUUGGGCUCUUUUGGUUGAGGGCAUUGUGAAGGCUGGCAAGCUGGCUUGUUUGGUUCUUUUCUUACUGUUCCAGUUUCACAGUACUGUAAGGGCACAUGCUUUGGGGGCAGUGCAGGUGGGCAACGCUCACACAAAGAGGCAACAACGUGAGACACCCCAUUCACAAGUUUCCAUUCUUUUCUAAAUAUUCUGUGACGGAAGCAGCGAGGCUUUAGGCGAUUUCUCUGACACUACCGUCUCUGCCCUGAAGGUGACAAUACAUAAGCAGCAUUCUAAAGCAGUGUAGGUGUGCAAUAUUAACCUCUACAGGGGCAACUGUGGAACAACUUCGUAUCACAGUUGUUGGUAAAGUUGUUCAACGUUGCUUUAAAAUGUUGUAACACUGCCUUGAACUUUUGUAGCUGCAUCUCCUGGGAUGAUCUGCUUUGUUUCAGAAAGUGUCUUAGGGCUGCCAUCACUGUCCACAGGUCAAUAUGUCGACUAGCAUCUUAUCUUUCCAACCAAACCGAUGAGCUCUUAUUUGAGUUACUUAAAAAAAGUUCAAUUCAUAAAUAGGAUGGUGUCAAAAACAUUUUACACCUGAUACAACACUAGAUCACAAGAAGAAAGAACUGUUGCUGAAUACUGGCCCAGUUACAGUUUAAUCUAAAACAGUUGCAUCAAGUCACAAGGUUACGACCAGACAUUUGAUUGGAGCUUUCUUUAUUUAAGGUUUUCAAAUGUCAAAAUAUCCCCUCUAUGAGAUAUGACUUGAUACAAAAAAAAAGAAAGACAUUUGACUAUUUCCUGCAAUUUCUUCCAUCGUUUGAAAGCAACAGUUGAUGAUUUUCAGCUCUAAGAUCCUUUUUGGAAAACAGCCUGGUCUUCUUCCAAGAGCAUUUUGCACAUUUUGUUUUUCCUUUUGCUGUUGUCUCGGUGGUUUUUUUUUUGUUGUGUUCCUGUCCGACUCACGACAGACACUCGAUUGUUAUGAGAUGGUCAGAAUUUCUUGUUUUUAAAUUAUGAUCAUUGUAUUUAUUACUUUUAAUUUCAGCCCAAUUUAGUGUUGGAAAAAAAAGCACAAGACACACAAGGUUUGGAGUCCAAACUUGAAAUUUCACUCGCAAAAAUAACUUUCUUAACGACAGAAUGAAUUUUAUUUCUGUUUAAUUUACUGGCCUGGAUUUACUGUGCUUGAUUUUCUUAAAAACAAUAUCUUUAUAGAUUACUAGUAUUGAUUGAUUGUCAUUAAUGAUUGUAGAUUGUAGGAUCAACUUUCUUUCAGAAUGUAGUAAAACUUGAUUCAUUUGGGGCCACUUUCCCCCUUUUUCUCUGCUAACAAGUGACAUUUCCAUAUUCAGAGAAAUAUUUUUUAAAAAUGUAGAUAUUUUUCUCCUCUUAUUUGGCAUUUUAGUUAUUGAUAUCUAUAUUUUCCCUCUAAUGUUGCCUUGCUGAAACAUAAGGAGCCCUAUUAAAAAUGUUUGAGUCUACAGGAUAUUUUUUUUAGGUGAGUUGAUGGUUAAAAUGAAGCCUGGGGAAAAAACACACACAUUUGUGAGUAACUGAAAAAGUGUUCUGAACGCAUUCCUGUUAGAUUGAAUCUGGUUAAAAAAAAGUUACAUGGGUAUAAAGAAGUACAUUAGGCCAGUUUAAAGCCACAUUCCAACAUACAGACUGAAAAUGUGCGUUUAAAGAAACUGCAAACACUAAAUUUGUGAAAACAGGACGCCAAAUGUCAUGACUUGUAGGCAUUUUGAUAAGUGCGGCCACGCUCCAGAAGUGAUUUUAGGUUUUCGUCCUUGUACAUUUGUUUGUCUUUGGGUGAAACUUUGCUCUGUGCCAAGUAAUGAGUUUGAAUUUGAGUGCAAUAGUGAAGGUCUGUCACGUCAACUCUUCAUUUUUUUUAUCGUCUAUAGAUAGAUUUGACUUCUGCUCAUUUUUUUUUUUUUAAACAGUCGACCUUGAAUUGUUUAAAUUUGUCAAAACUGAUAUCGUUCACGGACACGGAUUAUCUUCCGUCAGUGGUACAGCAGUAGGACGGUCCCUAAGGCUGAUGGUAAUUAAGGUAAAUGAGACUGUGAUCCCAGAAACCACAACUCUGUGUCAAUGAUAAUUAAGCUGUAAUCCUUUUAUCCGGUCGGGCUUUUGUUAUUAUAGAUGAUUAGAAUUUAAACACCGAGGCAUGCCAAACGAUAAUAUUUCAUAAAGUGUUCAUUAUCUACAACCAGCAUGCCUGGAUAGAAGCGAUAUCAGCUGAAAUAAGUGUGUGACUCCACACAGGAAGGGACAUUUUUCUGUUUAAACUGUAAAUCUGUGAGCUGUCUGCUUUGUCACUUCAUCUACUUUUCCUUCUUUCUAACCUGUAGACCUCAUUUUCUGAAUGUAAUAUUUCUUAACGUGUCGACAACCUGAGACAAAUGUGUGUUUGGAAGUUAUUUAUUUUAAUGUGAAGCCCUGGUUGGCAUUUAUCUGUUGUUUGUGUGUACGUUUCUGUAAGUAGUUUUGUGUGUUUUUUUUUUAAUUUAUUUCAGUAUGUGAGAAGGGGGAAGUCUACAGCCCCGAUGUUACUCAAACUUAUUUAGAUAUGUAAAGAAAUAUUUUACUUUAUGUGUAAAAUAUUCAGCAUUGUAUUCAUACUUCUGGCAUGUUAUUCUGCAGAUACACGGCAGCAUCUUUUAUUUUUCGUGAAUGUGGACGAAAUCUGACAACUUUGUUUUGCAUUUUGGUGUAUAUCCAUUAUAUCCACUGAAUAUGACGUGUUCGCUGCCUGUUGGCCGCGUUUCAUCUUUAGCACUCCAUGAAAAUGUCCAGUAUACCCUUGAACACCCACUAUCUGUGUUUAACAUGACCGUCAAGUGAACAUUUGUCUAUUUACUUGAAUUUUUAAAUGGUUGAUAAUUGGUGGACUUGUCAUAUACCAGGAUCACAAUAAAGAUGCAAAUACUUAACGCUGCUGCAAAUCAAAGUGUUUGAGUAUAUUCAUUCAAGAACUGUACAUGAGUAUUCCUGUUUUGUGCUACCUAAUACCUAAAUAUUGUACUUCUAAUUCUACUCCCUAAAUGCCCUGUUGUAUAUUUUGAUCAGAUCAGUUAUUUGCUUUCGAUCCCCUUUCAGCAAACACUUGGCGACAAUGGGGAGGAAAAAACUCCUUGUUAGCAGGGAGGAAAGAAAAAAACCUCUGGCAGAACCAGACUCAGGCCUCGACUGGUUGGGGUGAAACCGUUACAAAGAUCAACAGACACAGAAAUGGAGCAGUUGAAAGUGUUUAAAGUCGCCUUUUCGUUUGGAGCAUUAACAAAUAUAUCAGCAAUCUGGCAAUCUUGUUAAAGUUAAAGGUCGCAAGGAUUUAAGUCAGUACCAGCAGAUUCUUGUGAACAAUGUUCAAGAAUCAGUGACAAAGUUGAAGUUGCACCGGGGCUGGAUGCUUCAACAAGACAACGCCCCUAAACACUGCUCAAAUUCUACUCAGGCAUUCAUGCAGAGGAAAAAGUACAACAUUCUGGAAUGGCCAUCUCAAUCCCCAGACCUGAAUAUUAUUGAAAAUCUGUGGUUUGAUUUAAAGCAGGCUGUCCAUGUUCGGAAACCAUCAAAUCUGACUGAACUGGAGAUGUUUUGUAAAGAAGAAUGGUCAAAAAUACCUUCAACCAGAAUCCAGACCCUCAUAGGAAGCUAUAGGAAGCGUUUAGGGUGUUGUUUCUGCAAAAGGAGGUUCUACUAAAUAUUGAUGUAAUUUUCCUGUUGGGGUGCCCAAAUUUAUGCACCUGCCAAUUUUUGCUUAAAUAAUUAUUGCACACUUUCUGUAAAUCCUAUAAACUUCAUUUCACUUCAUAUAUAUCACUGUGUUCAUCUGCUAUAAGAUAAAUGUAUCUGAAAUUGCUGAUCCGAACAGCCAGUGAUUUAUAAAGGAAAAUCUUGAAAAUUAUCGGGUGGCCAAACUUUUGCAUACCACUGUAAAUUUUUUUAUUUCUAUUUUUAAUUGUAUUUAUUUAUUGUCUUCUUUGUUUUUAAUUCUUGUGAAGCACUUUGUGUUGUUCUGCAUUAAAGGGGUAUACAAAUAAAGUUUGAAGUUUGAAA